AAUUCUAAUAGUCCACUUCAUGACGAAUUAGUGGUGCUUGAGUCAAGGCAAGAGCCUUAUUUCUGUAACACCCCGUCAGUGCAUCAUUCCGGCACGACUCGUGCUUGCUAGUGAAUAUUUAAUAAUGAUUUCCUAAAUAACCCAAAAUGUCAACAGACAUUAUUGAGGGAAGAAAGACGCACUAGACAAUACUCAGUGUUAAGUCACCAUCACAUGCUGUGAAGCACACUUUUUUCUAAUUCAAUGCGCACUGUUAUUCCACUUCUUCAUAUUCCACAUAGCCUUUCUUCAUAACAGUCAUUCACAACUGGCUGGGGAACUCGAAGACACGCUAUUUCGGCGCUCACUCUUGAUGACCCACUCGAGCUGCUCACGACUCUCCGUCACGGGCUCGCUAUAGAUGCCAAAUAUAGGGGACUUCUGCGUUUCUUAAGGAGAUUGGAUUUCGCAAUGUAAAUAGAGAAAAGGGGCGACUUGGCUAAUGUCAGAGAGGGACGCGUGUAUGUGAGACUUAUCAUGGCUCCCAUUCAAGAAUCGGUGAAUGUCUUGUUCGCCGGUUUUGUUUUUCUGCUCUCAGCGAAAGCGGCAUUUGGCGCCGAGAACAUCGAAUACCAGAACGCUGUCACGUGCGAGGGAAACAACUUGAGCCUGCGAUGCGUGAAUGCGUCCUAUGGCAUCGUGAUACACAGAGCGACAUACGGCCGCACGAAGCAAGGCAAGGUGGUGUGUAAUUACCAAGGGAGUGAAGGUGACUAUCAGUAUUUCUGCGGCGAGAAUGACGUCACACGGAGUCUAAAUUACGUGUGCGGAAAGAACAAGAAGAAAUGCGAGGCAAGGGUGGGCAAAACUCUCUUCGGGUCACCAUGUGGCCCGGGAAUCACGAAAGCCUAUCUUACGGUCAUAUACUCCUGUGUGAAAAGAAAAAGAAAAAAACGCCCAAAAACCACAAUCAGACCGGAAGACUCAACUCCAUCCACACAAGCUACGCUAAGCACACUAAGAACUUUAACCACCUCAAAUGGUUCAUCUGUAAAUAACACAUUCAAUAACGCUUCCCAUGUGGGUGGCACGUCCGGUAAAAGUGGACACACUACGCAUGCGUCAACAGUACCUACGUCACAAGCUAUCCCGGAUGAUAAUGUGGUGUUGGGGCAAAGGGGGCGUGGCAAGAGUGACGUCUUUCUGUCAAUCAUUAUGUGGUUCAUUUUCGUGAAAGAUAACUUCACGGCCUUCAUGAAGGUGUUCAUGAUAAGCAUGGCGACUGCGACCGGGAUCUUCACAUUAUUAUUCGCUAUCUUCAGCGUUCGCUCUUACCUGCGAGCUCGGCGAAAAGAAACCGAAGUCAAACUGAAUGGAGGCCCCUUGCACAUCACACACACUGAUACUGUAAACACUAUACGGGAAUGCAGCAAAGACAUGUCUGAUUCGGACAGAAACUCCUUUCCGCCCCCGCCACCUGCAUUGGCACCUUUACCAGAUGACGUCAUAUAUCCCAGUCCUACCUCGACUAUCUCUUGCUCCAGGCCCCCUCCGCCACCCAAGCGCGGGUAUUCAACAGACGAUAUGGGGAGAAUGGGGCUAGACACGCCCAAGUAUAAACAUGCUCCUCUACAAAGGUCGAUAAGCUUACGGACGAAGGAGAACUACGCAAAGGAGCUCAGAUUUGAAAAGUUGCCUGAUAUCGAUGGCUAUAGAGAUAUCCAAGCGGUUAUAAUACAGCGAAAUAACGGCUCGACAAUGUACAUGAACCCUAUGUACGAGAAUGGUGUGCUCGUUAGGGAAGCAAAGAUGUGACGUCACAUGCAUAGACUACCAAUAUGCCAAGGGCCUUCUGGGAUAUCCUCGUCUGUAUAAUUGAUGACCGCGUGAUCUUCACUCUCUUUGAGAUAAAGGGUCAAUGGGAAUAUCUAAUGGGCUCGUCCCCGGUGUAAGAACCUGUGAUUUGCGUCGCAAAGUCUGUUUUUGUUUGAUAGAACGAAUUAUGAUGAAAACAGAGCUGAAUACAAAGGUGUAAUCUGGGAAUGGCUCUUACACCGGGGUAAAGCCGUCUAUUGCGAAGUCGCCGACAUGUUGUUGAGUAGAAAUGGCUUCCCCGACCAUUAAAUGAAUCGACAUCACGUUGCUAUGAUUUCUUGUACUGGUUAAUCAAGUUUAUUACACGCUGUGCCGAUGUCAUGUCGGCUUUCGACGCUAAUGUAAAUGGCCUCUUGAUUAAACCAAAGCCACGUUGGCAGUUCUUUUUGUCGAUCAAAAAGGUUACCAUGGUUACUGUAAUUGUGGCUAUUGGGGCACAUUGCCAUCGUUGAUUAUUUUAUUAUUCUUGUCAAUCAAAAAGGUAACUAUGGUUACUGUCACUUGUAGCUUGUCAAUCGAAAACAAACUAUAGUUACUGCUUAUCGCUAUAAGAGAACACAAAGUUGCCGUUCUUUUUAUUUUGUUAUGUUACUGUAUUUAUUUUGUUUUUCACGAUAACAAAAAACCGCAUACACAGAGAGGGGAUAUAAGAAGCAACAUGAAUAGGUCACGGGCGAUUUGAUUUAUUAUUUCAUUGAUUUUUUUAUAUUACACAAAUAGAGUGAUGCCAUAAGGGUUGCAAAAAAAUUACUAGAGCUUCACCCCUUAGUAGGGUAGUGUGAAAAAAAUGUUCCGGGGUGCCUUAAAAGUGCCGUAAAAGUGUAACGCUUAUUUGAGAAUAUUACUCGAAUGUAUAACGUGUGUAUAUAGUGUGUAUAACAGGAAUCAUCUCAUAAGAAAAAAAAUAUAAAAGAAAUCUGUCAUCCGCCAUUUUUUCAUCCUAGUAAAAUACCAAGUGUGAGAUAGCGUCCAUUUCCUUCGGCUGAUUUAGAGGGAACUAUUGUGAUCGAUUGAAUUUGCUUAAAAUGGAAUAUAAACCUUUGUUUUUAGAUCGUUGUUUCGAGAUUUCUUUACAUGAUUUAUCUUUCAAUAUGGAAUACAAAAGAUGUGGCAGACAAGGGAACAUAAGCAAAGCCAUGUGCUAAACUGUUAUAUAAGGGAUGAUAUCUUCCCACCUCCUAUGGUUGGCGAAAAACUUUAAAACAACUGUUAAUAUUGUACAGAGUGUCGAUUAUACGUAGCAUUGCUGGUGAGGAGGAUCAUCUGCAAUUUCGAAAAACAAAAUACAUAAAAAUACGUCGAGAAUUA
This is a messenger RNA of Nematostella vectensis (starlet sea anemone), 3162 nucleotides long. RefSeq lists its product as uncharacterized. NCBI's taxonomy places the organism in Eukaryota, Metazoa, Cnidaria, Anthozoa, Actiniaria, Edwardsiidae. The coding region runs from base 517 to 1794 and encodes 425 amino acids. The record is from RefSeq and is a predicted model, not a curated record. The transcript has 9 exons.